AUGGCUGGCGAAAGCCAGUCAUGUGAUACUCCCCUGCACACUGCUGCAAGCCGUGGGGACUUAGAUGAAGUCAGAGAGCUGUUGAAAACAAAGCAAUAUGAAGUAGACGUCAGAAACUCACACAACCAAACAUCUCUUCAUCUUGCAUGUGCUAAUGGUCAUCUCACUACGGUUUGGACACUAGCCAAUGACUUUGGUGCUGACAUUGGAGCUAUUGAUAAUGACAGAAAUACACCAUUGUUCUUUGCUGCCAAGAACAAACAUGUGCAACUAAUUAUCAUGUUGGUUCUAUUAUCACUGAGUGGUAGACGCCUCUCCAACGGAGACUACGUGUCCUGUUACUUUAGCUGUAGUCAGAUGAAUUUGCAUCAUGUUAAAAUCUUUGAGGAUGUCCUCUUUGAGUACUACAAUGAUUCUGAAACUAUAAAGAGAACUAUUCAUCUGAUAAGCAAAUACUUUGUUGAUUACAUUCAAUUCAAGGAUGUUAAAGAUGAUGGCUUUAUUACAUUGUUUGUAGCUGCAUCACUCGGUCUCAAAGACUUGAUUAAUUGUUUAGUUACAGAAAAGAAAGCAGACCUGAAUGUUAGGGGCUUCAAUGGCUUGUCGAUUUUCCACUGUGCCUCUUUUGGAGGGCAUAUACUGCUCGUAGAGAAUCUUAUUUCAGAAUAUGGUAUGGACCUUUCUGUGAAAGACAACGGUGGGCAAUCAAUUUUGUUUUACGCAGCAUUAAAGGGGGCUCCCUAUUCAUGCUGUGGUAGUCACAUAGAACUGAUAGACAAACUCGUGUUGGAAUAUGGCCUCAAUCCCUCGGAUAGAGAUAACAAUGGAAACACACCUCUACAUAUUGCAGCCAUGGCAGGACAUGUUGAAACUGUGAGACACCUGAUCACGAAACACAGUGCUGAUAUUGACUACAUUAAUAAUCAGAACAAUACUCCAUUAUUGCUAGCUGCACUAUUUGGUCAUACAAAUGUUUUGGAUGCCUUAGUCAAAGAAUUCAACAGCAGUUAUCAUGCCCGAGGAUACAAUGGUCAUAAUCUCCUUCACUGUGCAUGUCUUGGUGGCCAUAUAGAACUAGUAGACAAACUAGUGUUGGAAUUUGGUGUCGGCCUCGCAGAUAGAGAUGAUAAUGGAGACACACCUCUACAUAUUGCAGCCAUGUCCGGACAUGUUGAAAUAGUGAGACACCUGAUCAGUAAGCACAGUGCUGAUAUUGACUGCAUUACAAAUCAGAACAAUACACCAUUGAUGCUAGCUGCACUGAAUGGUCAUGUGGAUGUUUUGGAUGUGUUAGUCAAAGAAUUCAACAGCAGUUGUCAUGACCGAGGAUACAAUGGUUAUACUCUCCUUCACCAAGCAUGCGGGGGUGGUCAUAUAGAACUGAUAGAUAAACUGGUGAUAGAAUAUGGCCUCGAUCCCGCAGAUAGAGAUGAUAAUGGAGACACAUCUCUACAUAUUGCAGCCAUGGCAGGACAUGUUGAAACAGUGAGACACCUGAUUAGCAAGCACAGUGCUGAUGUUGAUUGCACUAAUAAUCAGAACAAUACUCCAUUGAUGCUAGCUGUGCUGAAUGAUCAUAAGAAUGUUUUGGAUGCAUUAGUUAAAGAUUUUAAAAGCAGUUGUCAUGUCCGAGGAAUUCACGAUUAUACUCUCCUUCACUAUGCAUGCAAGCGUGGCCAUAUUGAAAUAAUAGACAAACUGGUGAUGGAAUAUGGCCUCGAUCCCACAGAUAGAGAUGAUAAUGGAAACACACCUCUACAUAUUGCAGCCAUGAGAGGACAUGUUGAAGCAGUGAGACACCUGAUCAGUAAACACAGUGGUGAUAUUGAUUGCACUAAUAAUCAGAACAAUACUCCAUUGAUGCUGGUUGUGCUGAAUGAUCAUAAGAAUGUUUUGGAUGCAUUAUUCAAAGAAUUUAAUAGUAGUCGUCAUGUCCGAGGAAUUCACGAUUAUACUCUCCUUCACUAUGCAUGCAAGCGUGGCCAUAUAAAAUUCAUAGACAAACUGGUGAUGGAAUAUGGCCUCGAUCCCACAGAUAGAGAUCAUUGUGAUAACACACCUCCACAUAUUUCAGCCAUGUUCGGACAUGUUGAAGCAGUGAGACACCUGAUCAGUAAGUACAGUGCUGAUAUUGAUUGCACUAAUAAUUGGAACUCUACUCCAUUGAUGAAAGCUGUGCUGAAUGGUCAUGCGAAUGUUUUGGAUGCGUUAGUCAAAGAAUUCAACAGCAGUUGUCAUGUUCGAGGUUACAAAGGUUAUACUCUCCUUCACUAUGCAUGUGAGGGUGGCCAUAUAGAACUAAUUGACAAACUGGUGAUGGAAUAUGGCCUCAAUCGUGCAGAUAGAGAUGAUGAUGGAAACACACCUCUUCACAUUGCAGCCUCGGCAGGACAUGUUGAAACAGUGAGACACUUGAUCAGUAAGCACAGAGCUAAUAUUAAUUGCACUAAUAAUCAGAACUCUAUUCCAUUGAUGGAAGCUGUGCUGAACGAUCAUGCGAAUGUUUCGGAUGUUUUGGAUGUGUUAGUCAAAGAAUUCAACAGCAGUUGUCAUGUUCGAGGUUACAAAGGUUAUACUCUCAUUCACUAUGCAUGUCAUGGUGAUCAUAUAGAACUGAUUGAUAAACUGGUGAUGGAAUACGGCCUCAAUUUCAGAGAUAGAGAUGACGAUGGAAACACACCUCUACAUAUUGCAGCUAUGAAUGGACAUGUUGAAACAGUGAGACACUUGAUUAGCAAAUACGUUGAUUUCAAUUUUAUUCUAUUGAUGCGGCAUUUGUUCGGUAGUACCAACACUUUGGAUGUGUUUUGCAGAGGAUACAAUGGUUGUACUCUCCUUCACUAUGCAAGCGAUGGUGGCCAUAUAGAACUGAUAGACAUACUCGUGAUGGAAUAUGGCCUCAAUCUUAGAGAUACAGAUGAUGAUGGAAACACACCUCUACAUAUUGCAGCCAUGAAAGGACAUGUUGAAACAGUGAGACACUUGAUUAGCAAGUUCAGUGCUGAUAUUGAUUGCACUAAUAAUAAAAACAUUACACCAUUGAUGCUAGCUGUGCUGAACAAUCAUGUGACCGUUUCGGAUGUGCUAGUCAAAGAGUUUAACAGCAGUUGUCACGUCAGAGAUUGCAAUGGUCAAACUCUCCUCCACUAUGUAUGCAAUGGUGGUCAUAUUGAAAUGAUAGACAAACUGGUGAUUGAAUAUGACCUCGAUCUCAAAGAUAGAGACGAUAAAGGUAACACACUUCUACAUAUUGCAGCCAUGGCAGGACAUGUUGAAGCAGUGAGACACCUGAUCAGUAAGCAUGGUGCUGAAAUUGAUUGCACUAAUAAUGAGAACGAUACACCGUUGAUGCUAGCUGUGCUGAGGGAUCAUACCCAUGUUUUGGAUAGGUUAGUCACAGAAUUCAACAGCAGUUGUCAUGUCCGAGGUUAUACUCUACUUCACUCUUCGUGCGAGCGUGGCCAUAUAAAAGUGAUAGACGAACUAGUAAUUAAAUAUGGCCUCAAUCUCAGAGAUAGAGAUAAUGAUGGGAAUACACCUCUACAUAUUGCAGCCAUGUUCGGACAUGUUGAAACAGUGAGUCACCUGAUCGAUAACUACAGUAUUGAUUUUAAUUGCACUAAUAGUGAGAAUUUUACGCCAUUGAUGCUAGCUGUGAAGAACGGUCAUAUGCAUGUUUUUGAUGUAAUAGUCAAAAAAUUCAACGGUAGUUGUACUGGCCGUGGAAACAAUGUUGGACUCUUCUUCACUAUGCAUGUCUUGGUGGCCAUAUAG
Molecule: messenger RNA, 3774 nt
Organism: Halichondria panicea
Lineage: Eukaryota; Metazoa; Porifera; Demospongiae; Suberitida; Halichondriidae
Product: serine/threonine-protein phosphatase 6 regulatory ankyrin repeat subunit B-like
Exons: 1
Coding region: 1-3774 (1257 amino acids)
Molecular function (GO): protein binding
Source: RefSeq, a predicted model, not a curated record